Molecule: messenger RNA, 210 nt
Organism: Vairimorpha ceranae
Lineage: Eukaryota; Fungi; Microsporidia; Nosematidae
Exons: 1
Coding region: 1-210 (69 amino acids)
Source: RefSeq, a predicted model, not a curated record
AUGCCCAAAAACCAAUCAGUGGCAUAUUUACGCCCAACGGGCAUAAAUAUGCCACUGAUCACAAAAUUUGAAUUAAGAAGAAAAGUUACAAGAGCUAAUAGAAAAAUGUCUCUAAAAGUUGAAGAGGAAGAAGAGAGUGAAAGAAAGAAUAAAGAAUAUCAAGAGCUGACAGAAAAGAUUUCCAAUGCGGUCAAAAAGCAAUAUCUAUAA